Nerophis lumbriciformis (worm pipefish) is the source of this 2813-nucleotide messenger RNA. Its product is annotated as lethal(3)malignant brain tumor-like protein 4. Gene Ontology annotation, biological process: negative regulation of DNA-templated transcription. The record is from RefSeq and is a predicted model, not a curated record. Gene Ontology annotation, molecular function: histone binding; chromatin binding; zinc ion binding. Gene Ontology annotation, cellular component: nucleus. NCBI's taxonomy places the organism in Eukaryota, Metazoa, Chordata, Actinopteri, Syngnathiformes, Syngnathidae.
UCCGUGUUGUGUUGUUGCUGUCACAAGGCAGUCGCGGAUCUUCGGACACGAAGAUGAAGAACAAAGCUAGCAGCGCUCCAGUGAACGUGAGGAGACGUUUGUGGUCAUGGAAACAGUAUCUCAACCAGGAGAAUGCUGAAGCUGCUCCUCUGGCACUCUUUAUACAGUGCCAAUCAUUUCCUAGUAAGAAAAAUGGUUUCAAAGUUGGUAUGAAGCUGGAGGGAAUCGACCCGGUGCAUCCUUCCAUGUUCUGUGUGCUGACUGUUGCCGAGGUGAUUGGCCACCGGCUGCGUCUUCACAUCGACGGCUAUUCGGAAUGCUAUGACUUCUGGGUAAACGCCGACUCGGCUGAUAUCAAACCAGCAGGGUGGUGUCAAGACAACAAACACAGGCUCCACCCACCCAAAGGUUCCAGUGAGGCUGAUUUUGAUUGGCCGCAGUAUCUUCAGUCCACCGGAGCUCAGGCGGCACCCGCAGCCCUCUUCACCUGUCGCACGGAUUCAUGUGACUUCCGUGUUGGGAUGAAGUUGGAGGCGGUGGACAAAAAAAACCCAGGACUUGUUUGUGUCGCCUCCAUCGCUGAUGUCAUCGACGACCGCUUCCUGGUGCAUUUUGACAACUGGGACAACUCCUACGACUACUGGUGUGACAGCAGCAGUCCGUACAUUCACCAUGUUAGCUGGUGUCAAGAACACGCGCAACCUUUGACCGCGCCGCAGGAUCACCCGGACCCAGAGAACUUCACUUGGGAGGAAUACCUGCGAGAAACUGCAUCCAGCGCUGUUCCCAGAUCAGCUUUUACUACGAGAGGUCCACACGGCUUUCAGAUCAACCAAAGACUGGAGGCGGUCGAUAAGAGGAACCCAAUGUUGAUCCGUGUUGCCACGGUAACAGCAAAAGACGACUACAGAGUGAAGGUGCACUAUGACGGAUGGUCGCAUCACUUUGACGUAUGGUGUGACAUCGACUUGUGUGAUCUUCAUCCAGUCGGUUGGUGUCAACGCACAGGACACCCACUGGAACCACCUCCAGAGUGGUCUACCCCUUCUCAGGACGUGUGUCCCACAUCUGGUUGCAGAGGAGUGGGACACAUCAAAGGACCAAAAUACACAGGACACCACAGUGCCUUCGGAUGUCCCUACUCGGACAUCAACAUGCGCAAGGAGCUGGUGGUUCCUGACAGGCUUGGAGCUGUCACUAUGCACCACCAUGGCAACCAGUCAGAAGGCAGGGAGAGCAUUGAGGUGAAGACAGAGUGCAAAGACUUCCCGCUGUCUCCUCUGAUAAAAAGAAGACGAAUAAGUGACAGGAUACACCAGGCUCCAAAUUGUCUCUCAGUGAAACAGGAAGAGGAGGAGGGCACCGGUCCAGCAGCUCAAGAGUCCAGCCUGCAGGCUGUCCUUCACCAGUCCGUCUUCCUGUCAGCCGUGACGGCUCAGCCUGGCAGCGACCCGUCGCUCUGCUGGGAGCAACACCGCAAACUCCUGCCAGGAGUCACCGGGGUUCACGCCAAUGCUGUGCGGCACUGGAGCGUGCAGCAGGUGUCACAGUUUAUCGAGUCGCUGCCUGGUUGCGGAGACUUGGCCAAAAAAUUCAGCGAUGAGCAAAUAGAUGGGCGGUCUUUUCUCUUGCUCACCCAGCGAGACAUCGUCAGAAUCAUGUCGAUCAAACUGGGACCCGCUCUCAAAAUUUACAAUUCCAUCCUGAUGUUCAAACAUGCUGAAUGCAUGUCACAUGACAGGGACAAGAACCAAUCAGAUGACAAAAGACAAUCACGUGACCUGGAUAAGAAUACAUACCAUAAUGAGGAAACGAGCCAAUCAUUUGACAAGGACAAAAAACUGUCAAAUGAAAUAGACAACAAUCAAUCUUGUGACUUGGACAAUAAUCAAUCUUGUGACUUGGACAAUAACCAAUCAUGUGACGGGAACUAUAACCAAUUACAUGACAAGAACCAGUUAUGUAAUGAGGACAAGAUCCAAUUUUGUGACAAAGACGAAGACCAAUCACGUGGUGGAGACGAAAACCAACCGCGUGAUAUGCACAAGAAUGAACCACAUGACGGGGACAAGAACCAAUCACGCGACGAGGACAUUGACACUUGAAUGGUCAAGGCGCUCCUCAUGUAAUGUAUCUGUUUCCAUACUAUUGUCAAUCAAACUGAAACCUUUGAAGUAAUCUCAGGUGUUUAUAUAGCAUACAGAGCUGUAGUUGUUGUAUUUGGUAUUUGUGUUAUACAUAGAAGGAGAUAAUCCUACUUUCUAACACAACUUUUGUCUGCUUUUGCUGCUCCCCCAAAAACUCCAAAGAGACAUUCCCAUGUGUUAUUUAUCUUAUAUUAGCUUGAAAACUUAAAUGGUGAAAAUGCUGAAGAUUAUAGUGUAAAAUGUUAGCUUAGCUUGUUAGCUUGAACUGCUGUUUUUGAUUAUUGUCUUCAAGAAAAACUCCUGUUCGUAUGAGGUCAUCAGAGAUGAUAUUUAUAUUUUUGCUCUGUAUCAUAUUGUAAAGAGUCUAUUUUGCUUCUCCAGAGGUUUCUAUUUUCCUCCCAGGUACAUUUUUAUUAUUAUUUUUUCCUUGUGAUUUUCAUGUCAAUCAAACAACGGUGGCGGAGUUUGCUGCAUCCGAACCCACACGCUAACUACUCAAUAUUGUAAUCUUGUGUUUGGAGUGGGAUUGUAGAGUUAGCAUGGGAUGAGAUACGUUAGGCACUCAAGUCACUUUCCUCAGGUUGCUAUAGUAACAACAGACUACUAGUAAUAUUUAUAUUCAAAUUUGCUACACUUGCCAGUCUUUCAAUAAACCUUUGGAUCUGA